Molecule: messenger RNA, 4584 nt
Organism: Linum trigynum
Lineage: Eukaryota; Viridiplantae; Streptophyta; Magnoliopsida; Malpighiales; Linaceae
Source: the annotation of a GenBank genome assembly
CAUGAGGGGCUAGUUUGGGCAAAGGAGGCAUCCCAAGGUGCCCCUCCGAUGAAGGGAGGUUCAGUGGUUGGGCCGAAUGAUGGGAAGUUUACUGUUUCGGGCAGUUUAAAAGGUAAGAAAGUGAUUCUAAAGGUGAUGGGUGAAGAGGUGGGAAAGCUUCCUGGCAAACAAGGGGGGGGGGGGGGAUGACUCAGAGUGUGGGGAAUACGGGAAGGAAAGGGCGAAGUUGGCUGGGGGAGGAGUAGGCAAUGGAGGUAGAGCCUCGUAUCAGAGGGAAUAAGGGAAAAAAAUAGAGGGCGGUCAAUGAAAGUGGUGGUGGGAGUUUCUGGUGUUACGGACGAGAUGGUGAUGGUGGAUGCUGAAGAGGAAGGUGAGAAGUUGGCGGACGAGACGGUGGAGGUUGUACCAGCAGAACAUGAUCAAGGAAAGCAGAUUGCUUUCAAAAUGGCGGCUCCUAGUGAUGAAGAGAUGGGUGAUCUCAAGAGAGAUGGGGAUAUGGUCGAUGACUUGACGAAGGACCCUACACCUGUUAAGAAGCUUUGUCUGGAAGAUCCGAUUGAGGAGAUGGUGAAUGAUUAUACGAAGGUGGAGGAGGCCGACCUCGAUCAGCCCCAAUCCGCCAAAUGAGGCUUUUAGCCUGGAACGUGAGAGGGAUUUGACUGUCCCUAACGUUUUAGUAUAUCGUAGGAGUAGUUCGUGCGUAUAAUCUUGAAAUUGUUUUCAUUUUGGUCUGUGUUGCAAUAAAAAUAUUGUGUGGUCUUUGUUUAUAUUAGUUGUCGAGAGGGCAUAGAAGUGUGCAAUUUGACGCUUUGCGGCUGUAUUGUGCUGAUAUUUUAUUACCUUAUAUGGUGGUGGGUGAUUAUAACGAUAUUUUAGCCUCCGAUGAAAAGGUGGGUGGGAGGCCUUGGAUUCCUGCGCAAUCUCAUUCGUUCAGCGAAUUUGUAGUUAUUGGGAUUUCAGGAUUUGGGUUUCUCUCGGAAUCCGUUUACUUGGACGAAUAUGCGAAUUGGGGCGACUUGUUUCAAGAACGCGUGGACAGAGCCUUAGUCUAUGACAGCUGGCUGCAGUGCUUCUCGGAAUCGCUGGUGGUCCAUGGUACCAACCUUGGGUCGAAUCAUAGAGCCUUGAUCAUGGUUGAAAAACCCUUCGAAUAGAAAUCUAAGAGGUUGUUUUGAUUUGAUGCUCGAUGUGUGGAUAAUGUGGAGGUCCGUCCGAUGGUCGAAAGUGCGUGGAAUGAAACGAUCCAGUGAUCGGCUAUGUACCAAUUGCGGGCGAGACUCAAAAAAUUGAGGCAUCUCCUCUUCCAAUGGAGUAAGGCUGGGACUACCAACUCAGAGAUACAGAUUCGUAUUAUGCAAUCAGAGAUUGGGGCUUUGAAGGAGAGUCCCCGAUGGAUUGGGAUCGUAUUAAUCAAUUGGAGAGGGACCUCACUCUGCAAUGGGCGGCAGAGUAAAUCUUUUGGAAACAGAAGUCGAGGGUGCAUUGGGUAAAGACAGGCAUUAAAAAUUCGUUGUAUUUUCACACUGUGACCCGUAGCAGACGAAAACAGAAUUUGGUCGAGAGGCUUCAACAAGAGGAUGGUACCUGGGCUAUGGAGGAAUCCGACAAAGCGGAAAUGGCAUCAACAUUUUACGGGCCCUUGUUUACGACUGAGGCGGAUGUCAAAGGGAUCCGCCAAUGGGUUGCUUCUCUUCCGUUGGAAGCCAAGUUUACGAAGCACAUGAAUGGUUGCCUAGUCGCGGAGGUUACAUCGAAUGCGGUUCAGAAAACUUUCUUUCGUAUGGGAGCGACGUAGGCCCCUAGUUCAGAUGAGUUUACGGGAAAAUUUUUCAAGACAUUUUGAGGUAUCGUGUGGGAGUUAGUAGUUUCAGCUGUUCGCUCUUUCUUCCAGAAUGGGCAAAUCUUACGUAGUUUUAAUCAUACUUGAGCGGACAAAAGGUUAAAUGGCCAAAUCUGCCGUUUGAUUUAGUAAGAACAUCGACCUUGAUGUGCAGGAGGCGAUGGGUCUCUGUUUGGCGAUUGUUCUGUCAGAGUCCAUGAUAAGUACUUGGGACUCCCGAUGUUGGUGGCAAGGUCUAAGGCUGAUAACUUCCGGUUCUUGCAGGCGAAAUUUUCAAUAUUCGAGUUAAAAAUAAAGGUGGUACCAAGGUGACAAUGAGAUGUAUGAGUGAUAUGAAUUUUUUUUUUCAAAAUAUAUUGAAAAUAUAUAAUUUUGUAUAUUACAAAAAACGUGUUCCAUUUGUACAAUUUUUUUUUUUGAAAUUCAAGUUAUGACGUAUAAGAUAAAAGUCGAUUAAAAAAUAGAAAAAUAUAAAACAUAAUUUAUUCUCGACUAUCAGAUUCGGCCCCAUUGAAAAUUAAGAGCCUAAAUCAGAUUAUGUAAUAGCUAUCCACCCUAGGGAUACCCCAAUAUGAUAAGCCAAAGUCCAUAAUUUGUUCAGCUUUAUGGAUUUCGUUUGGAACACUUCCAGGAGGAGCACCUCUCCUGCCUUAGUGAAUAGUAGGCUGCAAUUCGUUGGGUCCUAUGAUGGAUCCUACCAGAUAUGAUUUUACUGUUGUAUAUUCACUAUUGUAUUUCUCCAAUAUCAACAUUACUCCCAUACUACUGUUUCUUUAGCAAGAAUUUCCUUGUCACAUUAGGAAAAUUUUGUUCUAGGACAACACUUUUGUUCAUGUGGGACCGUUCCCUCUGGUUUCCUUAGGUAUCCUGCAAAUAUAUGCUUGUAUGGUAUGUUUUCCAGUUUAGUCGAGAUAAUGUGCUUACCAACCCCAAAUGUUCACCAAAAACAAGUUCGACUGCUAUUCACUCCAUAUUGUGCAUAUGGUUUCUAUUGAAUAUAAAAUAAUAUAACAUAUGAUUUCAUAUUAUGAACCAUAUCCAUCAAGGUUUGUUUUCUCUUCUUACAUAUGGCGCCAUUUGACUGUGGCAUUUUGGCUUACGCGAGUUCGGCUACAGUCCCAAAUUCUCUAGAAUCACCAUAUUAUCAACCUCUAUCUGGCCGAAAUGCGUUAUAAUUUUUUCAAAUUGAACUGUACACUUUGAUAUCUUUGAUCCAUUUCUCUCAGAGAGCUGCUCUUUGUGAUUCUUUACUAUUAGUGUCUAGCUCACUCUUUUUUAUUACUGUUUUGUUUUCUGGGGAUGUGCAGGUGAUUAUCCGGACGAUCAACACGACGGAUUGUAGCAUGCAUUGGGUGGAGCUAUCCAACAAGAGAUUAGGUGUUGUGGGAUUCUUUCAUUCCCGCUACGUCCCAUUUCACUUCUCGUAGGCAUAAUAGGGUUGCCCAUGUCAUGGCAAAACCAACACUUGGAUCGAUGGUUCAGACGCUUGUCAGCCAUCAUAUUUUUCUUAUUUAUAUUUCAUAUUCUUGACUUUACUAAACCUUGUAUCUUUUCAUAUUUAUACUACUUCCCUUCACGAAUAACUAUGGCAAAAAAAAGUAUUGUACUCGUAAGAACCUCCAUUUCAAAGGCAUGACCAAUUUUUUUUGCCAUACAAAAGUAUGCCCAUUAGUUACUUUUUUAUUUAUUCAAAAGCAUGUAUCAUUUCAUUAACUGGUAGAAAUAGUACAAGAGUCAACUAUAAGAUGAGAAACUAGAAAAAUUGGGGGUUUCAAAGCCCAACACUCAGUGUCACCCCAACCACAAUAAGUAUGGGCCAUCAAAUGAGCGGCCUGGUUACUUGACCGACUCAAAAAGUUAAUCCGAACCGAGCCCACCUCCUUUAUUCGGUCCCUGAGUUCUUCGCAAGCUGAUAAUUGUCGAAAACAUAUUGAUUUCAUGUGCUUAAUGUGAUUAUUUCAUAAUAUGUUUGAGACAUAUAAUGCUUGUUUUAAGGCCAACUAACUCUGGAAUGGUUGUAAGACCAUUACCAUCAUGUGUUAGAAUUUUGAUAUAUUUUAGGUGGAAAGAUAGAAAUUGUGAAAGUACAAGCAGGCAAGUCGAACACAGAUCAAGUCUAUGAUCGAACCACUUUGGACCAGAUUCUUGACCUAAUCUCGUUGGACUGGGGACGGAAGUUAGGAGGGAAUUAAUUCUUGGGCCGGAAUUACUUGGACAAAAAUUGGACGGGAGAGCCAGGGACUAAUGUUGGACUUGUGAUCUUCUAUUGCUGGAGGAAGGGAAUUAAUUGGCUUGAGAGGAAUCUCUACAGGGCAGACUUUCUUUUGGAAAAAAACAAAACAAAAGGAAGAAGGGAAAUUGCUGGAGGAGACUAUUUUAUUUUGGACAUGACUUCUUUUGAGAGGGAGCACAGCUGGGGACACGGAAGCAGAGGCUAUUAUUUGGGAACAAAAACAUCUCUGGGGGAGCUGGGACACGAUUUGGAAGGCAACUUUUGUUGGUUUGGGCGAAAUUCUUGGGGAGAACAGAAAGGCGAAUUAGUCUUGGGCGAGAAAAAUAGAAGAGCAGCAAGCUUGGAGCGCGAGCAAGGCCAAUCGACAAUCGACUUCUCCCCAGGCUUGAGUUGAGUUUAACUAGAGCGAUUAUUUUGGUUGGAUUUUCUAAACCGAAUUAGUUGUUUAUUGUUGAUUUAGAACAUGAUUGUUUGUUUUAUUUUCGUCAUGAAAUAAACCCUGAUUUCUGGG